Messenger RNA from Entamoeba invadens IP1, 411 nucleotides. RefSeq lists its product as hypothetical. Bases 1 to 411 code for a protein of 136 amino acids. The record is from RefSeq and is a predicted model, not a curated record. The transcript has a single exon. Lineage: Eukaryota; Evosea; Mastigamoebida; Endamoebidae.
AUGUUUAUGUUUUAUGGGAUCGGUUUUGGACUGCACAUCUGCGCUAUUUACUCAGCUAAACAAAACGGGCCGUGGCUUUUCUUUGUUAACGGGAAUUUCUCGUUUUUGUUUAAUGUGCCAAUUGCUAUGUGUGCGAUUUCUUUGGCUUUCCAGCACUUUUGGUACAAAAAUGAAAGCCAUAGAAAGGGAUUUGGCAACGUGUGGAUAAACGCAAUACUCGUAGCUGUGAAUCUCACAGCCGUGGUUGUUGGUUUUUAUUUCUUUGCAUGGAAGUCGAUACCAGUCACGUUUGUUGGUCAAUCGCUCUUUGUGUCUGUCGCAUUUGGUGUUCUUGGGUUUGUCUCUUUAUUUUUCCUCUUUAACUGUUCCAUCUUUCCACCAUUUUUAAAUGAGAGGAUCGAAUCUGAAUGA